UCAAGGACAACAAGUGCACGUUUUCAUAUUAGAUUAUCAGUGAUCAGCUAAAAUAUUCGCUGUAGCUGUGAAAAUGGGGGAUAUGAGCGAAACCAGGAAUGCUUUUUUGUGGUGCAUGUCAGUCGUUUACCUGUUUGCCUUUUCAUCGCUCUAUGUGCAAAUACCAGGCUUGUAUGGCGAUAAUGGAAUACUUCCUGCCCGUUUGGUUUUGAACACAGAGGCCAACUCAUGGCAGGAGUUGUUGGAAGGCCAGCCCACUCUGCUGAAGCUGACCCCCAAGCUGGGCCUGACCAUACAGAGCGGGAUGGACCUACUGUGUCUCGGGGGCAUCCUCAUCUCCUUCUUCUGCAUGGUAUCACGACGCAUGCGUGACGUCGUGUCCUUCACCUUGCUGUGGAUGUUCUACCUCUCCCUCUACCAGGUGGGCCAGACCUUCCUAUGGUUCCAGUGGGACAUCUUGCUGCUAGAGGCUGGCUUCCUCACCAUUAUUGUGGCGCCGUUCAACUUCCAGCUAUUCCGAUCUCGCAGCCCUCCGCAGCACCAACACGACUCAAUCACCAUGUGGCUUCUCAAGUGGCUUCUAUUCCGUCUCAUGUUUGCCUCUGGCAUCGUCAAGCUCACCAGUCAGUGCCCCACCUGGUGGGGACUCACCGCCUUGAAUCAUCAUUUUGAAACCCAGUGUAUUCCUACGCCUCUUGCUUGGUACUGGCACCAAUUUCCAACAUGGUUCCUGAAGCUGAGUGUGGUGGCAACGUUUGUUAUCGAGGUUGCUGUCCCCUUCCUCUUCUUCGCACCAGUCAGGUCUCUCCGUGUUGUCGCCUUCUAUGCUCAGGUGCUGCUUCAAGUGUUGAUCAUCCUCACUGGCAACUACAACUUCUUCAACCUCCUCACAAUCGUCCUGUGCAUCUCCCUCCUCGGUGCGCUUCAAGUUAAACCAGGGAAGGAUGAGAAACCAGCCGGUCUGGGCUUUGUGUCCAACUUCAUCGUGCCCGUGCUGGUGUACGGCUACAUCGGCUACUACACCUACAUCCUCUUCGACCUAAAGGUUCAGCCCGACUACACCAUACAGUCCAAGACAACUUUCAAGUCCUCCGACCUGAAUCGCUGGCUGGAGUGGGUGAUGCCAUACACCAUUUAUGUUGGAGCUAUUUCCUUAGCUUUUGAAAUAUUCCUGUCUAUACUGAGGUCUUCUGUAGAAGAGAAAGGAUUUUUCAGGAAAAACAUUGCCACCAUUCAGUGUGUCCUGUUCGGAGCAGUAGCAGCGGGCUUGUUCGCCAUUAGUCUGGUGCCCCAUACAGUUAUUGAAGGCAAGGCCCACAGGUCCUUGUGGCCAGCAGUCAGACAGUGGCACGGCAGGCUGGAGGCCUUCCAGGUUACCAACUCUUACGGACUCUUCAGAAGGAUGACGGGAGUUGGAGGUCGGCCUGAGGUUAUCAUCGAAGGAAGCAACAAGAAAGAUGGCGCUUGGAAGGAGUACGAGUUUCUUUAUAAACCCGGCGACAUCUCGCUCCGUCCCCCGAUUGUAGCACCCCAUCAGCCUAGACUGGACUGGCAGAUGUGGUUCGCCGCCCUUGGCAACUACCAACACAACGGCUGGUUCGUCAGCCUCGUCUACCGCCUGCUCAACAACCAGAAAGAAGUCCUUCAGCUGCUAAAACGCAAUCCCUUCCCCGGCAAACCUCCAAAGUACACUGCCACACUGUAUCACUACUACUACACCUCAAGCAGCAAGAAAAAUGACAGAUAUUCAGCUAAGAACUGGUGGUUGAGGAAAAAGAAGGCCGAAUAUCUCCCGGUGAUGCAUGCAGAGGACCAACAGCUGAAGCAAUAUGUGAAACAGAGAUUACUCUUAGAGCCUGCACCCAAGGUGACCACGAAGAAUUACGUCAGGGAGGCAAUCACUUGGAUACGGAACCUGAUUGGCCAGCCAGAGGGGUUCACGUUUGUAAUGUCUGUGUUCGGAUCAGGUCUUGUUGUAAAUGUUCUCAACUGCUACCUGUUCUAAUGGUGAAUAAUUCUCAGUAGGGGCUGAUAACCAAGUUAUCACAGCCCCGACUAAGGGUACAGUGUAUUUCUCAUGGCAGUUUCACCUGAGUUGGAGUCAGUGUGUUGGGGCCUUGGAACUUCGUCUGUUUGAUCCAAAAUUGAGAUUCUGGUGUUCAUGGUGAAUACGGAUGUUGAAUGUGUUUUUGGCUAACAAACUGAUCCGUGCAAUCCUUGUUAUGGAAUUGUGAUGUGUAGUGAAAUCCUACAUCACCCCUUCUGAGAUCAAACAAUGUGUAAGUUAACUAUUUAGUUUACAGGUUCUAUCUCACAGUAGAUAAGCCUAGUGGUUAAAGCUUCGCUCGUCAUGUCAAAGACCCAAGUUAGGUUCCCCACGUGGGUACAAUAUGUGAAGCCCAUUUCUGGUGUGCCCUACAGUGAUAUUGCUGUAAUAUUGCUAAUAGCGGCGUAAAACCAUACUCACUCACUCCCAGUAGAUUGUCAGGAGAAAAAUUACUUGUUGGAUUUUGCGGAGUGUUAAUAUACAACUAUGGAGAAGUAAAGGACCACCUGUAUUUCAUUUUGCAUCAUCUGUCUUUUGAGUAGUAUAUUCACGUUACUGUUUUGAUUCAAGGAAAAUCAAAUGGUUAAUGGAAUGGUGAUCAGAUUGUGAAAUUGAUCAAUGCCGAUUUUUUUCAAAUGAAUCUAAUUUGACAUCGAGAAAUGGUGUGUAUGGUUUUACUGAAAAUGAAGGGGGUGGGGUUGGGUUGUUAGACUGCAUCAAUCUCUUGCUACUGUGAGAUAGAACUCACACCAUUAUAAUAUUUCUAUGAAGUAUCUUUUUCAAAAGAUACCUGUUUUUGAACAGCCAUAUUGAUAGUGACUUGUCGUGUUCUAACGACAGAUGUUACAUCGUCAAAGCUGAUGACUUCAGAGUGCACUUAUCCAGGCCAUUGGAUUCCUGUGUGAUGCAGUAGACCGAUCAGAACGGUGUCACCAGUCAGAAUUUGGGUAUCUUUAUCUUGAUGUAGAGGAAGAGUAACAUAGUGUGAAUUUGAUAAAAAUAUUUUAUGAAAAUAUUUCAUACUUACAAUUACUUUCUAAGUUUUAAAGCCAAAUACUAUUUUGAGAAUGACGAGCCAAAUUACACCUGUUUAUUCCUGGAAAUCAAACAAGAAUAGGUCAAUGUUCGAAAACAGGUGACGUCACUUGAAUCCAGCAGUGAAUAUCACACCUUGGUUUUAUCAAGGAUGGCACUUCUAUAGGUAAAUAACAAUUCUGUUGAUGUACACACAAAUUAAUAGUUCAUGGUCAUCAAUAUCAGCAAUGACAUCCUAACCUUUGAAAAUAAUGUAUGCAAGGAUAUAUCAGUGCAUGUUAAGUUAUUGCCAAUAUUUUGUAACUGUGUAUACUUUCAACAUGUCAAACAUGUUUUGCUUUUCAAUAUUUGCCUUGUAAUAAUCAAAAACAUUGGGCAGAAAAAAAGGAAAGGUUUAUUUCUCCGGCACUUACCCUCAACAAUAACGCUGCACUUUUUAUUCAUGCUUCUAAGAACAUUUUUGGGGUGGAUUCUGUCAAUUCUAGGAAAUCUUUGUCCAUCCUUUGAUUUGCCAGAGAAACAUUUCUUCUUCUUUUUUUCGACUAAUAAGAUCUUUAACUAAUACAAUUUGUAAUGGAGGUAACAACCUCACAUGUAAUAAGAUUAUAAAAUUGUAGAAGUUACUUGAUGGUGUUGUGUUUUGGAGCCUAGGAACUGGUUUUAUAGACGUGUCAAACUAAGUGGCCUUGGCUUUGGCGAAUGGUGAAAUAUGUGUCAUAAGGCCAGACCUAUUUGUUUUUUGUUUUACACAUUGUUUUGGUCAAAGGGCAAGAUGCAUGCAGUAAAAUAGCUAAAGAAUCAUGGUUUUGGGGUAUUUCUUGAAACACUCUCAAAUAAAAAAGCAUUUAUCAUCAUUUACCUCCACAGGAGGUGAGAUGACACAAUACCUUCUAGGAAAAUGCUGUCGUUUUUCAUGAUGUCUUUAUCAAAUGACAUUACUCCCUGCCACUGAAACUGGUUAGCUAUGCCAUUUACACUCAAGACACUGGCUAAUGUCAUAAAAAGUUGCAAGUGUGACUUCGGAUGAUAAACAGAAUCACGGCCUUGAUAAGCCUCUGAGAUGUAAACUUUCCUCGAAUGGUGUUGAUAUAUUUGAUUUCAAAAGACAUUUGGCCAAAAGCUCUGAGUUCAGAGAACUGAGUGAUUGGUAUUAGACUUUCAACAACAUAAUUUCUGCAGUGCUGCAACUAAAACAAACAAACAAAAUUGGUUUGGCCUCAUAGAAGAGAAACAUGCAUGAGAAAUGUUAUAACUAUGUCAUAGAUGUUGAUAUUUUUUCUUCAGUGAAUAUUUUAUUGCCAUGAUAGUGUAAUCAAUUUUGCUUCAAUUUUGUUUUUUUAUAUAAAAUGAUGGCCUAAAAACCUUCAAAUUUUCAAAUCAGUUAUCUUGCAUGUAUAACUAAAUUUAGAUAACCAGCAAUGUACAGUUUUUCAGUGAAACUGAUAGACUUCUUUAUAGACUGGUAUCAUUGUUUAUUAAAACUUUAUUGAAACUUUGAAGUAGGGACAUCCUCAGUUAUCAAGGGCUGUUUUUGCUUUCAUGCUGUUAAGAUAAAACCCUCCAAACAUUCAUUACCAUAGCUUUGUUUUGCACAGGACACAAAUGCCCUGAUACUAAAACCAUCCAUGAAAUUCUGUGCCAAUGGAGAUGAAAUUACUGGCUAUGGAGGCAAAUGAGUCAAGGUAUUUAUCCGUACAGGUGGAAAUAUAAUUCCUUGCAUCACCAAGGAUGGAAUAAAAUCUUAAAUUUUACAUUUAUUUUUAAAUGAUCAUGUAGCGAGCUAACUGUCAAGGUUAGCAGCAUAAUCGGACAGGUUUUCAAUGUUGUUGAGGGGUAUGUUUGACAACCAAUCUCAUUUGAAAUCCUUCAAUGCCUGACUUUGGAAACAUCCCACAGCCUUUCCAACAUCACUCUGAAUCCCUGAUAUGGUUGUGUUUACAGCAGUUUGUUGUUUUGUUGUCUUCUGCUCAACAUAAUCAUAAUAGUCUGAAACUUCUAGUGAUUCAGUUUCACCGUAUAUGUGAAACUUGUCUCUAUAAAUAUUGCAAAAUGGAGAAUGUGUUUGAAAAUUCAACUGAUUUUUAUUUAAUCUGAUCUGGAAAUAUUCUGGUAGUUUCUGAUGAAACAUAAAUUAACGUCUCAUCUUAGUUACAAUAUGCUGAAAAUAAUCAUGAAAACUGAUUGCAAUGUUAGCCUGAAGCCUGUGUCUUGUAGCAUAUCAUAUAGUCUAGUACCCUCGGCUUGUAUGAAAUAUGUACUGAAGAUGAUGUUAAGAAAUAUUUGGCAAAUGAUGUCAUUUCUAUUUUUUCAAAACCCUGUUAUGAAAGUGAGAAUGUUGUGAAAAUAAGACAUAAUGAUUUUAAAAAUUAGGCGAAAAAUAAUGUUGAACAUUGAAUGUGGUACGAACAAUAAUCAACUUAUGUCACCAUGAUGGGACCGUCAGGUAGUCAAGUGGUUAAGUGUUCACUUGUCAGGUCAAAGCCCAGGUUUGUGCGUUCACGUUGGGUCGUGUCUGGAUGGACCAGGGUGUGGAAUCAUCCAACAGAUGACAUCCCUAUCUCAUCAGCUUGCCAACAGGGUUGACCUGUUUGGUGUUUUGGCCACUCUUUACCUGGUCAUGCCACAACCAUGUUCAUGAGUUUGAAUCUCAUGGUCACACUGUCAGUUUUUAGGUCUUCAGCAUGUGGUAUUCGAUUUCUUGGUUUUCACUUACUUGGUGUAUUUUCAAAGGAUUAUGAACACAGUUCACCCAUUCAUGUUAGUUCUGACAUACUUUUUGAAUGUUUUCACAUUUGGCACACAACGAGAAAUCAUCAGUAACUGUAUGCUCCAUCCCUAUGGACCCCACCUACCAUUUGUUGUCCAGAUAUACUGAGGGAAACAAAUAAGGGAACACCACUUCAUGGCAGUAUUCUGUUGUUUAUUGUCAGAUUUCCUCACGCAGUGUUAAUCAAAGCUGGUGAUGAAAACUGGAAAAUAUUUAAGGAAUGAUUGAAUUUUCCAGUGUUCCUAUAUUUGUUUCUCUCAGUAUAUUUUUGUUCCUCUUUAUGCUCAAAAUAUGUCUAUUUUGACCAAUUUUACACCUCUGUUAUAUGGGAGAUGGGACGUCACUCGUCACAUGGUCUGAAAAACUACAUUUUUUCAACACUGUUACUAGGACAGCUGAGAUACAUAAGAAUUUGUAUAUUUCUGUAAAAUAUGUUAAAUGUACUUUUCCUGUUUUUCUGAAUACAGUGGACAUAAUGAUCAUAAUAAUAAUGUUGGUGAACAGAAGCCACCAGAAAUGUACGAUCCUUAGGCACUACAAAGUGACAUGCAGAGUUACUUCCCUUACUACCAGGAUCCCUUGUUUGAAUCCAAAUUGAGCCAUUUGAGCCAUGAUGUCAGUGUUUACAAUGGCAGGUAGGAAAGUAGUACAACCUGUAUGUCUUGGGUUUUCUUCCGAAGUUAACACACAGUAAUGUUAGUAAAAUAUUGUGACAGAAAUACGAUAAUAUUGUGUGAAAUAUUACCAUGUUUCUAAAAAAAUGAAGCUCUUUGCAGCUGUUACAUAAUAUGUAGACUUGCGUCAGUAUAUUCUUGUUGUAUAUUUCUUUACAUUGUUUUUCACAUGUGAAGGUGAAAUAUUUUAAUGGUGCUAUGUUUUGAUGGGAUGGUGUUUCAAGUUCAUUAUACACUUGUUGAAGGGCAGAUAACUCUCGAUCUUAGUCAUCAUUUCUGUUUACUAUUGUUGAAUUGAGCAAUCAGCAGCGUUUUUGUUUAUUGGGACCAUUAUUUUGUAUAAAUAUACUCUUGUUCUAUACUCACUAUUCUGUUGGGGGAUUUUGUAUCAAGUGUUUAUUAAUGUCACAUUUGACUGUUCAAUAUUUGUAGGUCUCAACAUAUGAUCAUUCCACUGGUGGAGUUGAUUUUAAGACAAAUUCUCAAGGUCUUUACACAAUUCUUAAUUCAAUUGAUUGAUGACAUUUAUUUUGAUUGCACUCAUUGACAAUAUUGCAUCCACAGUUUAAUUCUUGUUUUUUUUUAGUUUUGAAUAGUAAUCCGUACAAAUACAUUAUAAUGAUUUUUAUUUCCUCCAAUAACUGGAGAGUGACAUGUAUACUGUUAACACUGUUCAGCUAGGACUGAAACACAUUUUAAACAUAUUUACUUAAGACUUAGAUGUUGUCACAGUACAUUCCUAGUUUUAUUUGUGUAUCUAGUUAUCAGAAUAAUCUAGUAGCUUCCUAGUGUAUAACAGUUAUUCCCAACGAUGGUGACGGUGAAGACAUCUUUGUUUCUUUUCAAAUAGGCAUAAUAUUUUAAUGUUAUUUUACUUGAGCUUUCUGUUGAAUAGGUAGUAGUGGUUGAGUCAGACCAGAGUAGCUGCUGUAGGCAUGUAGUUUCUGAAGCUGUUUGAAUUGGAUUUUUCCAAAUUUAAAAACGUCACCUGAGAUGGAUGAUCACUCUUACUGUCAAUUCACUCUAGCGAUAUUUUCUAAAAUUUCAUCCAAUAUACUCCGGUGGAUGAAUACUAUGGAUUCACUUUCAUGUUUCUUCUGAUUUUAGAAGAAUGAGUGAUAUUAAUUCAUUGGGGAAGGUAUUUCACAUAUCAGGCUUAAGUUAUAAUAUAGAUAAAUUUUAUAUUUGUGAUCUAUUUCUCAUAUCCCACCUGUAUUUAUUUAGGGCCUGGUGUCACGGAGACUGGUAGAAUUCUAAUGUUGUAAUAGCAAAUGACACAGUUUGUUAUACAUAAAGCUCAUUAUACUGUAUUUCCUCUAAAAGGUGUUUAGGGUUAAAUGACUUCUUCCUGGAGUGUGUUUAAUUCAAAGCCACAUCAGCUCUAAGCUAUAUUGUGACUGAUUUAUUGGUGGAAAUAAAACAUCAAAACAAAAUUCAAUUUAUGAGUGACUUAUAGGAGCUUACUCAGAACGUACAAGCUGGAGCACUUUUUUGGAGGAAGUAUGGAUCUUGGAGAACCUUUAUUUUGAUGGAAUUUGGGGUUUUAUCCAAGUAAAUCGAUAUUGACAUCAAAACAAGCACAAGACUUUUUCUAGUUUUUGAAAUAGACUGUUGCCAAAUGAAUAAUUGCGCCAAAUUUCUUUCUUUGUAUGUUGAUAUAAUUGAUGGUUACAGCUUUGCAUGCAAUAUAAUUGUUUUCUCCAAUAGUUC
Messenger RNA from Haliotis rubra (blacklip abalone), 8233 nucleotides. Its product is annotated as lipase maturation factor 2-like. Gene Ontology annotation, biological process: protein maturation. Lineage: Eukaryota; Metazoa; Mollusca; Gastropoda; Lepetellida; Haliotidae. Gene Ontology annotation, cellular component: endoplasmic reticulum membrane. The record is from RefSeq and is a predicted model, not a curated record.